AUGAAUGAAGCUCUUAAAUCAAUGAUCAAUUAUUUGAUUGCUCUCAAUGAGGACUAUCAGAAAAUAUUCAUGAUCAUUAUGAUAGUCAUUAUUUGUAUCAAUGUCAUUGUUUAUCCUAUUGUUUACUUCACACAAAUAAAAAAGUUAAGAGAGAACAGAUAUGAAGUUUUACAGUUAAUGACAACUUUACCUAAAACUGUAAUAUCAGGAAUUUCUGCUUCUCUUAACAAAAUUAAAGAUGAAAAGACAGCAACACAAACAAUGACAAUAACAAACACAUCAUCAAAUCCAAAUUAUGAGCAAAACAGACAAGAAGAAAGCAUCAUUAAAUUGUUUACUUCUAUUUCAGAUGGAACAUCAAAAGCAUCAAUAGAAACAAGCAUUUUGAAUUUGAUGAUAAUUAUUGUUGCUUUAUCUUGUGUCAGCUAUUAUCUUGGAAUGAACUGUUUCAUGGUUUCUUCCAAUAAUUUGGUAUUUAACUGUCAUCAUAUUAACUAUUUGUUUGGAUCAGUUACUUAUUUAUUUGGUGUUUGUGCAAGAAUUUUCAAAGUUUCAUUAGCAACUUGUGAUGAAUCAUUUAAAGAAUCAAUAUUAAGUAUUGAUGAUGAAAUCCAAAAUAUUCAAAGAAUUUUGCCAUAUUUAGUUAACUAUUUCCAGUUCAUUCGUCUUGGAGGUGAAGAUAGAAGAGAAGUUCCAUUCUCUGA
This is a messenger RNA of Trichomonas vaginalis G3, 704 nucleotides long. RefSeq names its product guanylate cyclase protein. The annotation marks the transcript as partial. The record is from RefSeq and is a predicted model, not a curated record. NCBI's taxonomy places the organism in Eukaryota, Parabasalia, Trichomonadida, Trichomonadidae. The transcript has a single exon.